AUGAGUAGUCAAAUCUCACAGUCCCUAGUCCAAAGCCGAAAACUUCUGGUACGGGCACUGGUAGCACUUCAGAAUCCAGUCCUCUCCGGUGUCGGGGCCGCAGCAUGCACACUUUUUGUCUUUCAAUUACUCCGGCAAGCCUUCCUGCAAAUAUGGGGUCAUGGCCCUAUUAACGCUACGAAGCGGUUAUACAAAGCAAUCAGAAGUCAAGUAUACGGCUGGCUUCUAGCGUCUCCUUUCCUCCAGAGGAAAGUGAAUUCUGAAGUGGAAAAAUCGGUCGCCCAAAUCACGGCAAAGUUUAUGGCGGAGAGCGCCGAAAUGGAGCGAUAUAGAACCCUUCCCGACAACGGCUGGGACGAUGAGGAGGUACUGGCCGAAUUGGAGAAAAUCUCAAGCAUGGAACAUGUUCGCUGGGAGGAUGGGCGAGUGAGCGGUGCAGUCUAUCAUGGCGGGAAAGAGAUGCUCGAGCUACAAAACAAGGCAUACAGCUCUUUUACUGUUUCAAAUCCUAUUCAUCCAGAUGUCUUCCCCGGUGUACGUAAGAUGGAGGCGGAAAUUAUCUCGAUGGUUCUUGCACUGUUUAACGCACCGAACGAUGCAGCCGGUGCCACAACAAGUGGAGGCACAGAGUCGAUUCUGGCCGCCUGUUUAAGUGCCCGUGAGCGUGGCCGGGUUGAGAAAGGCAUUCGGAAGCCGGAAAUGAUCAUCCCCACUACUGCACAUCCUGCAUUCCGGAAGGCAGGCAACUAUUUCAACAUUAAAAUUCACGAGGUCGACUGUCCCGCGCCGUCGUAUCAAGUCGAUGUUCGAACGGUGUCACGCCUCAUUAACCGUAAUACAAUUCUCUUAGUUGGCUCGGCACCCAACUACCCCCAUGGGGUCAUCGACGGGAUCGCCGAUCUCUCUCGGAUUGCAGAGUCCCGAAACAUUCUCCUACAUGUUGACUGCUGUUUGGGUUCGUUUAUGAUCGCAUUUCUGCAGAAGGCAGGCUUUGAAACCGUUCCCUUCGACUUUAGGCUGGCAGGCGUUACUUCCAUCAGUUGUGACACCCACAAGUACGGCUUCGCGCCUAAGGGAACCAGUGUGGUCAUGUACCGGACCAAGGAAUUACGCGCGUACCAAUACUAUAUCUCUCCGGAUUGGUCUGGAGGGGUGUAUGCAUCACACGGCAUUAUGGGUUCGCGUCCCGGUGCUCUUCUCGCAGGAUGCUGGGCGAGUAUGGUGAAGCAAGGAGCAGCUGGCUAUAUCCAAGCAUGCCGAAGUAUUGUUGGCUGCAGGAGGAGCAUCGAAAAGUCCCUCCGCGGUCCCCUACUAUCUGCUCACUUGCAGGUGAUUGGGAAUCCCUUGGUCAGUGUUGUUGCCUUCACGAGUCCAAAAUUGAACAUACUGCACAUUGCCGACGAGAUGACUGCGCGUGGAUGGCAUCUUAACGCCCUACAAAACCCUCCUGCCAUCCAUAUUGCCGUUACACUACCGAUUGUCCAAGCUGAAGACCAGCUGCUCAGCGACUUGCAAGAGGUAGUCGAGGCAGAGGCAAAGAUGGUUGAGAGUGGUGAGAUCGAACGGGGAACACCAGGCAACUCGGUUGCUCUAUACGGCGUUGCUGGAAGCUUGCCAAACAAGGGAGUCGUGGUCAAAUUGAUUCGUGGAUAUCUGGACGCCCUGUAUACUGUAUAG
Aspergillus alliaceus is the source of this 1677-nucleotide messenger RNA. RefSeq names its product pyridoxal phosphate-dependent transferase. The coding region runs from base 1 to 1677 and encodes 558 amino acids. Gene Ontology annotation, molecular function: sphinganine-1-phosphate aldolase activity; pyridoxal phosphate binding. NCBI's taxonomy places the organism in Eukaryota, Fungi, Ascomycota, Eurotiomycetes, Eurotiales, Aspergillaceae. The record is from RefSeq and is a predicted model, not a curated record. The transcript is spliced from 4 exons. Gene Ontology annotation, cellular component: endoplasmic reticulum. Gene Ontology annotation, biological process: sphingolipid catabolic process; carboxylic acid metabolic process.